UUUCCUCUGCGCUUCAUUGGUCGGCGGCUCUGUUGAAUGAAGCGCCGCAGAAACGAGCGAACAGCAGCGGACAGGAGGGAGAAGCGUGGGCCGCUGCAGCUGCAGGGAUCGACCGAGGCACAGUCAACACCACCACCGCGCUGCGGUGAAGCCGCUAGAGGACAUCGGUUACCGGUUAUCUGUCGAUCAGAGGCUCUCCAGAGGAGACCAGAGGAGAGUGAAUGAGGUUAAUGCUGCUUUGCUGCACCUGGAAGGACGAACGCAUGGGAGAGGAGGAAGCUGGAGGGAGUCUGCCCCAGUGUGCGGGAUGCAAUGAGAGGAUCUACGAUGAGCAGUACCUCCAGGCCCUCAACGCCGACUGGCACACCAUCUGCUUCAGGUGUUGCGAGUGCAGCGCCUCCCUGUCCCACUGGUAUUAUGAGAAAGAUGGACGGCUCUACUGCAAGAAGGAUUACUGGGCCAAGUUUGGGGAGCUGUGCCACGGCUGCAACGACCCAAUCACCACCGGCCUCAUCAUGGUUGCAGGAGAACAAAAGUAUCACCCAGAAUGCUUCAGCUGUCUGAACUGCAGGGCGUUUAUCGGUGAUGGGGACACAUACGCUUUGGUGGAAAGAUCCAAACUUUACUGUGGUCAGUGUUACUACCAGACCAUCGUGACCCCGGUGUCACUGCCAGACUCGCCGCGCUCCCGGAUCCCACACACCGUCACGCUCGUGUCCAUUCCUGCCUCCAGCGAGGGGAACAACGGAUGCAGAGGGCGGGGCUUUUCUGUGGCUAUCGACCAGCCGCUCAGCCCUACCAAAGGUUUGAGCCCUGAGCAUGGACGCACCGUCAGAGUGUCCCAGGUGGAUGCUGACAGCAUCAGCCCAGAUGUGAAAAACUCAAUUCAUGUUGGGGACAAGAUCCUGGAAAUCAAUGGGACGCCCAUUCACAACGUUCCCCUGGAUGAGAUCGAUUUGCUCAUCCAAGAGACGAGCCGGCUGCUGCAGCUCACCAUUGAACAUGACCCUCAUGCUCAGGAGGGAGGCUCUUCAGAGGCCGAGGAUCAGGUGGAUGGCUACCUGUUUACACCAGUGUCGGACGGCCCCAGCCCCACCCUGCCAAUCACCCAGCCCCCGCACCCUGACAUCAGCAACCUUAAAUCGCGAAUAAUUACUCGGAGCUACAGCAUUGAUAAGUCACCUGGCUCCAGCAACGCAGCUUCACCAAUCUCACACAGGAAGGAAAUGAAUCGGUCGGAGUCGCUCAGGGUCGUCUCCAAUCGGACUCACCGCAUCUUCCGCCCGUCUGACCUCAUCCACGGAGAAGUCCUCGGGAAGGGAUGUUUUGGACAGGCCAUAAAGGUGACCCACAAAGAAACAGGGGAGGUGAUGGUGAUGAAGGAGUUGAUUCGUUUUGACGACGAGACGCAGAGAACAUUCCUGAAAGAGGUGAAGGUGAUGCGCUGCCUGGAUCACCCCAACGUUCUUAAGUUCAUUGGAGUCCUCUACAAAGACAAGAGACUCAACUUCAUUGCAGAGUACAUAAAGGCAGGAACCUUGAGGGAAAUAAUCAAGAAGAUGGACAGCAACUAUCCCUGGAACCAGAGGGUCAGUUUCGCUAAGGACAUUGCUGCUGGAAUGGCAUAUCUGCAUUCAAGGAACAUAAUCCACCGGGACCUGAACUCACACAACUGUCUAGUUCGAGAGGACAACACUGUGGUGGUGGCAGACUUUGGCCUGGCUCGGCUCAUGGUGGAUGAUAAAUGUGAAAAUAAGCUGACGCAAGGAAAUCUGUCAGGGCUUAAGAAGCCUGACCGCAGGAAGAGGUACACGGUGGUGGGAAAUCCCUAUUGGAUGGCUCCUGAGAUGAUUCAUGGGAAAAGCUAUGAUGAGAGAGUGGACAUCUUUUCCUUUGGUAUCAUGCUCUGCGAGAUCAUUGGCCGAGUGAAUGCAGAUCCAGAUUACCUCCCCAGGGCGAUGGACUUUGGACUGAACAUCUCUGGCUUCCUGGAGCACUACUAUCCCCCCAAUUGUCCCCCUGCUUUCUUUCCUAUUGCUGCUCUGUGCUGUGACCUCGAUGCAGACAAAAGACCUGCAUUCUCCAAACUGGAGGAGUGGCUAGAGAACCUAAAGAUGCACUUGGAGAUUGGCCUACCACUGAUGUCAGAACUGGACCAGUUGCACAAGGCCUUUUGGAAGCGCCACAGCAUACCGCGUCCUGAGAACGGCCUGCACACUCAUCCUGAGCAACCAGAGUAGAGCACCUCAAGAGGUGUGGCAAGGUUGGAGUUGGCUCCUUAGGAGGCCGUGACCCACCCGCCUUGGGUGGCAGAACCCUGCUGGAGGAGACUUCUUAAUAUUCCUUCAUGACUGAAGGAGAGGAUGUUGGUUUCAUCUGGCUCAGGCCAGAAUGAAUAGACUCAGGGGGAAAAUAUGAAUCUAAAAAGCCACCAGUGUGUGAUGCACACACACGCACACUCACUUCAGCUGUAUCUGUAGCUAAAGUAAAUCAUGCCAUACGCAAUCAGUAAAAAAAUUUUAAACUGCGAUUUAUUCAUUCAGAUUCAGCAAAAGUGGUCACACCAGAAUACUUACUGUGCUUACUGUAGUGUGUAAUUUUACUUACAAAAUAUAGCAGCAAACCUUCAGCCACAUCACUUCAGUUCUCUGCAGGGGUGCAUUGUGCACUUUGUGUCUGAGAACAUUGUGUUUGGUUUUCUUUUGGCUUUGGAUCUCGAAACUGAACUGAGAAAUGCAAAUAAAAUGCAACCCCCUCCUUCCCCUUAUCCGAAGAACAGUUAAUAGACCUGCUUGUACAAAUGAAGUGAAACCUUUCGAGCUUUAAGUAUCUAAUUGACAAAUGCAUGACUGUAAAUAAUGCUGCUAGGUCAAAUCCUGCUUCAUUGUGCCCCUCUGACCCCAUUCAGUCAUGAACCACUAAUCUACACUUGGAGCUGCCCAUCUCUACUGUGUAUUCUGUAGCACUAAAUUUAUAGUAAGGUUCACAUCCUAAAUUUGGUACGUUUUCUCUCAGUUCUUAGUGUAUGCCAUUUAUAUUAACACUCAAACACAUUAUGUGUACAUAACCGGCAACUUUGUAAAUGUUUUAAAUAUUUAAAAUGUACAGACAUAUUUUAUAUACGUAUGUUACAUCGCCAUAUUUUUAUUGGCUGACCAGUUAAAUGGAGAGUGGAGCAGUUAAAAAGGCACAGCAAUUUUUUUUUUUCUUAUUUAUCAUCUGUGUUGUCCCCACUGUGUCAGGUGGAAGGCUUUGAGACCCUCUAUAAACACCUAAAAACCUCAGCUGAAAAAAAAGUUAUCUGAGAGCUAAUUCUGAUAAAGGUAUUAAGUUACUAUUCGAACCUUCUGCAAUCAAAUCGAAUGUAGUUGCAACUUUGCAAACCCUGAAGCUACAGUGCCUUGAUAGGUAUUUAUACUUUAAACUUUUUUGUACAAUUUGUCAUGUUACACCCACAAACUUAAAUAUAUUUUGUUGGGAUUUUAACAGAUUGACCAAUACUGUAUGUCUCUACCAGCUUUGCACAUGUACAGAGAUUUUUACCCAUUCUUCUUUGCACGAUAGCUCAAGCUCAGUCACAUUGGAUGCCAAGCAUCUGUUAUCAUCAAUUUUCAAAUCUUGCCACAGAUUCUCAGUUGGAUUUAGGUUUGGACUUUGACUGAACCAUUGUAACGCAUGAAAAUGCUUUGAUCUAAUUCAUUCCAUUGUAGCUCUGGCUGUAUGUGUAGGGAGAUUAUCCUGCUGGAAGGUGAACCCUGUAGUGUAAUGUGCAGUGUUAGUUUUCCUCCAAAAAGGAAAUCAUAUUUCCUUGUUAUUCCACUUAACAAGUAUUGCUCUACUUUGUGUUGGUCUAUCACAAAAAAAAUCAAAAUUUAGGUUUGUGUUUGUAAUUUGACAAAAUAUAAAAAAGUUUAAGGGGUCUACAUGUGUUUGGAAGGCACCGUACGCAUUCUGAUAAUCUCUAUUCACAAUACUGGAAUAAUAAUGUACAAUCCAUUCUCGCAUUAGUCCAUAUUCCCGUCUCUCCUCCCAAGGAUCAACCCCACUGUAUGUUUACAUGUAAAAGCUCGAUGUACUGUAAAUAUCACUGUGUAUAUAUGUGUCUGUCUCCUCCGAAAUAAUCACCACUAUCAGAUUUCUCCAGCACCUUCUAACACACAACAGUCUCUAUUCUACGAAUCUUUUAGUUUCCUUUAAGUUUGCAGCGUGAUGUAAUGUCCAGGUCUUUUUAUGCUUUUACUCCAAGCUGCUUUGGUCUCCAAACAUUGUGUUUUAUUUUAAAUAAAAUAAAAAACUAAGAUUAAAAGACAAAUUAAGUCAAACAAGAAAAACAGGACUGAGUAGAAAAUGAUAGUAUGAGAAUCAUUUUUUUUUAUAUCUACCCACUGAAACUCGUGUACACAUUUGAGUACUUUUGUUUGCACUAAAUGCCCGCUCUAGGCCUUGUUUUCUUAAUUUUCUCUUUUGGGCUACUUGUGAUAAGGAAAAUGAAUAAUGUCAGUUCAGGUUGAUAUAUGAAUGCAAACCACUGAUAGAGCCUUUCAACUGUAAAAAAAAAAAACAAAAAGGGAUCUGGGAAGUUCAUCCUCUCAGUAGCAAAUUUAACUUCUUUAAUUAUUUAGUUGCAACUCAAUUUGAAUUAAAAUCAUGUAUCCCAUGCAAUAUAGUCUUUGGUGUAUAAAUGGCUAGCUAAUUUGCAUCUAAGGGAUAAAAUGUUCAUGUUUUUGCUACUGUGAGGCUGUGAUGACCCAGUUCUGCCUGCUGCCUACAGACUGGUCCUUUGUGAGUGGUGUUUUGUGCUGUUUCUGACUGCUUGUGAUGCCCACAGAGGCUGCAAUCACUCUUUCUGAUAGCUGAGCACUUAAACUUCACCUCUUCCUCACCUUAACUCUUUUUGGCUCAGGGCCGUAAUGUUUUCUGGAGUAUUUCUUCACUUCCUAAGUACCCACCAGUAACAGAAAGACUGGAGGAGCAUGUGAACACGUGUCCCUCUUUGAAAAAAAGCCCCCACAUACAACUCUACUGACAUACAUACAUGAGUGGUCUCAUGUUUUCUUCACCAUUCCUGUCUGAGCCAUGUCGAGCAUGUUAGAUGUCAGUAAGGAUGUGUUGAUCACUGAGAAUGUCGCCGCAGCACUUCUUUGCAAAGGAUCGUUACCUCUGAACAAUGCUGUGCCUUUGUUGUUAGCUAGCCUUGCCAACGACUCGAAAACGUGAACUGAUUUCCUGUUUAGUUUUUUUUUUUUUUAUGUACCAUAAGUGCAAGCCUGAUUCAAGUGAACUAAAUAUCAAAGUUGAUACCAUCUUGUAUACGAUUUCAUCUUGUUGUGUAUCUUAUUUAUAUUUUCCAGAACUCCAUUGUCAGUUUUGAUAUUUUAAUAUUAUAUUCCUUUUUUGUCUUAUUUUUUUUUUUUUUUUUUACACAAGCUGUGAAAGCGGUUCUGCACUUUAAUCCUGAAUAUCUGGACUCUGAGGAGGUUACUGUUUUUUGUCUUUCUUUUUGGUCACAGCUGAAAAUAAAAAUGAUGCUUCCUAAA
Molecule: messenger RNA, 5537 nt
Organism: Girardinichthys multiradiatus
Lineage: Eukaryota; Metazoa; Chordata; Actinopteri; Cyprinodontiformes; Goodeidae
Gene: limk1a
Product: LIM domain kinase 1a
Exons: 16
Coding region: 222-2240 (672 amino acids)
Biological process (GO): positive regulation of stress fiber assembly; protein phosphorylation; actin cytoskeleton organization
Cellular component (GO): cytoplasm; neuron projection; nucleus
Molecular function (GO): protein serine/threonine kinase activity; ATP binding; protein binding
Source: RefSeq, a predicted model, not a curated record